This is a messenger RNA of Labrus mixtus (cuckoo wrasse), 392 nucleotides long. RefSeq names its product thymosin beta 4 X-linked (gene tmsb4x). Gene Ontology annotation, cellular component: cytoplasm. The record is from RefSeq and is a predicted model, not a curated record. Gene Ontology annotation, molecular function: actin monomer binding. Lineage: Eukaryota; Metazoa; Chordata; Actinopteri; Labriformes; Labridae. Gene Ontology annotation, biological process: actin filament organization; regulation of cell migration. The transcript has 3 exons. Bases 156 to 299 code for a protein of 47 amino acids.
GCAGGCUUCCGAGACGUGGUCGUGACGUCAGGGGUACAUUAGCAUACUGCGCAGUAUAUAAAGUGAGACAGACGCACGAGACAUCACUCUGCUCUUGUCCCAGCGAGACGUGCAACCUGUGAUUUCUCUGAAUCAAACUCUGAGCCUCUGCAGACAUGUCUGACAAACCUGACCUCACGGAAGUCUCAUCAUUUGACAAGACCAAGCUGAAGAAGACAGAGACUGAGGAGAAGAACACAUUGCCGACUAAAGAGAUGGUGGAGCAGGAGAAGGCAGCAGCUUGUCAGUCUUCAUCAUGAACACUGCUCCUCCUAUAUCUGUACAUUCCACAAGCCUUGCUUUUUUUUUUUUUUUCAACCACCAAGUAUGCAAGUUGAAGUUUUUAAUAAUUG